Messenger RNA from Perca flavescens (yellow perch), 1228 nucleotides. RefSeq names its product immunoglobulin lambda-1 light chain. NCBI's taxonomy places the organism in Eukaryota, Metazoa, Chordata, Actinopteri, Perciformes, Percidae. Bases 42 to 956 code for a protein of 304 amino acids. The record is from RefSeq and is a predicted model, not a curated record. The transcript is spliced from 7 exons.
CUUCACCCUGAGCCUUAGAUUUCUCACAUCAGUGCCUGAUAAUGUCUUGGUCUAUGCAAACCUUUGCUUUUCUCUUCAUCGUUUUUUAUUGUCAGGCAAGCGCUGUCACAUUUCAACAAUCUGAUCCCCAGAUAGUGAAUGAGAGCACUGAGGUCCACAUAAAAUGCAGCCAUGAUGAUACUAAUCUUCCAGUAAUGCUCUGGUAUCAGCAAAGAGAGGACAGUCUGUCUAUGACCCUCAUUGGGUAUGGAUAUGAGAGCUCCCCAACCUACGAGGGUCAGUUUGAAGAACAAUUCAAGAUGACAAGAAACGGUUCAUUGAAAGGAGCUCUGAUUAUACGCAAAGCAACCCUGUCACACUCGGCUGUGUAUUUCUGCGCUGCCAGUACACAUGUGAACAACUACGAUCCUGCUUACUUUGGCAGUGGCACCAGACUGACAGUGUUGGAACCAGACCAUGAAAUCACUCCACCAACAGUGAAAGUGCUUCCACCUUCAGAAAAUGAGUGUCAAAAGCAGAAAGACGAUUCGAGGAAGAAGACCAUUGUUUGUGUGGCCAGUGGAUUCUACCCAGACCAUGUUACUGUUAAAUGGAAGGUCAACGGGGAUAAGGUCACCAACGGUGUGGCGACUGAUAACGAUGCCCUGCGGGUAGACAAGUCUUACAGAAUCACCAGCAGGCUGAGUGUCUCUGUAGAAGACUGGUUCACACCCGGCAAAAGUUUCACCUGCAUCGUCAAAUUCUUCAAUGGAAAGGAAACAAUCAGUCAUGAAGUUACAGUUCUGGGUGUUGAAGCUAAAGGUGAAGGCGGCAUGACAAGAGAGUAUUAUCUGAAGAUCUCACAGACGGCCAAACUCUCCUACGCUCUUCUAAUCAUCAAGAGCAGCCUCUAUGGAGCCUUUGUGGCCUUUCUGGUGUGGAAGCUUCAGCGGUCAACUGGAAAACGGAGCAACUGAGAGCUGAGGCCUGAACAAAUGAAAUCUAUGUGGAACAGUGUUGAAUCCUGUAAAUAAAAAUGUAAAAAAAAAAAAAAACAUUUGUGCAUGUGGAUGUGCAUUUGUAUUGUGCUAAACUAGAUUGAGAGCUCUAUGCAUAUUCUUGUAAUCUCAAAGCUACUAUAUAUCUGGCAUGCAAAUACUUUGGAAUCAUAUUUUUAGAAAUACUUAAUUCUGUGUGCUUGUGCUAAUUGGAUACAUUUUUUUACUCUUAAUAAAAGCAUUUCAGAGAA